AUGAUGAAAUUCAGUAUAACUCUGCCGGAGACAUUUGACGGCCCACUCACAGCUAAUAAUAAACUCUCAGAAGCUGACCAUUUGUUUGUGAAUGAAAUAAAAGGCCCGGAAUCAUUGGCCGUUUGGAAAGGUGAUGUCUACACCGGUUUAUCGGACGGGCGUAUUGUUCGCAUUCGGAAGGAUAGGUAUAAAACUGUGGCCCAAUUCGGUGAUCCCGCGAAGUGUGUUAAUCCAUGGGAAAUGGAAAAAUGCGGCCGUCCUUUA
Oppiella nova is the source of this 264-nucleotide messenger RNA. Lineage: Eukaryota; Metazoa; Arthropoda; Arachnida; Sarcoptiformes; Oppiidae. The record is from the annotation of a GenBank genome assembly.